CAUAAGGGCAUGUAUAUGUCUAUGCGAUUUAAUAUGUGUGAUUGAGUUCCUCUGUGUUUGUAUGAGAGCGAGAGGGGAAGGAAGAGAAGAGAGUGCAGCGACAAAAGUAUACGUAUGCGUGUGUUCCCCUCCCUCCCCCGCAUAUUUAUACACACUCUUGAAUAUGUUGGUCAGAAGAUGUGUAAGUGUUCGAGUGAGAACCGUUUGAAAGAAGAAACUAGCGGUGGAGCAAGGAAUGAUUUUUACUUUCUUUCGCACGCCAAUUUUAUCUGUCUGUCUAUCUAGCAGUUUAUCUAUCGAUUAAUUGAUCCAUCUAUCUAUGUAUCUAUUUAUCUCUUUCGUUCUUUACAUCAAAUAAGCAAACCAAUUAUUGAAACUAAUAUAUACAUACACAAAAAAAAAGUAUCACGAAAAAAGAUAACUAAAAAAAAAAUCUAAUAUCUUUCAUAUAUAUAUAUAUAUAUAUACAUAUAUAUAUACACGCACAUGCGCGCGCACACACACACACAAACCCCACAGGUAGCUAUAUCUACGUACAUAAAUGAUAUACAUGUAUGCUGUGCCCGAUUAAGGAAUGCGCAUUGAAAUUAAAGGAUAUAUUUACUACACAACAUCGAAAAUACCACUACCUCUGUCACGACUAUCAUCAGCAACAUCAUUAUUAUUACCAGGAACAUAAAUACUACACACUUUUGUGAAUGUAUGUGAGUAAAAAAGAAAAAAAAAGUGAGGAGAGAAAUUGGGGAGGAGAGAAAAGCGAAGUUACAGAGCCAAAGAGCUGAGAAACCGAAGGUGUAGUAUAUAGAUUAAGCGAUAUUAUACAUACACACAUAUAUAUCAAUAUAAACACAAUAUAUAAGAUUAACAAUAACAAGACGAACACAACAAAAGAGCCUGGAAUUUUAGCAGCUUGCGAAAAAUGGCAGCCACUUUUCGAAUGACUGUUGGAAUGCGUAAGAGGCAUAAAGAUGUGCCCGUGUUCUUCAAACAGGAUGGUAAACGCUUUCCUCUCUCCAAGACUGUGAAACUCAACGUCAACACACCUUACAAUGUGAUUAUUGCCCUGGAACCGCCAAGACUAUUGGAACGUGUCAUAAUACAUGGUGAUCCUUUGACCCCUAAACUACUGGAAGGAAAUAGUUCCAAAAGUGUAUUUCUGCAAGAAUGGUCCAGUGAAUCAGCUGACUUCAGUCCCUCGGGGAAACGGACAGAUAUCACAUUUAUAAUUGAAGUAAGUUCAUUCAGCUAUCAUUACUAAUAUUAUGUUUUUAAC
Molecule: messenger RNA, 1273 nt
Organism: Octopus bimaculoides (California two-spot octopus)
Lineage: Eukaryota; Metazoa; Mollusca; Cephalopoda; Octopoda; Octopodidae
Product: CB1 cannabinoid receptor-interacting protein 1
Biological process (GO): negative regulation of signaling receptor activity
Cellular component (GO): plasma membrane
Molecular function (GO): type 1 cannabinoid receptor binding
Source: RefSeq, a predicted model, not a curated record